Molecule: messenger RNA, 1232 nt
Organism: Suncus etruscus (white-toothed pygmy shrew)
Lineage: Eukaryota; Metazoa; Chordata; Mammalia; Eulipotyphla; Soricidae
Gene: PSMG2
Product: proteasome assembly chaperone 2
Exons: 7
Coding region: 213-1010 (265 amino acids)
Biological process (GO): proteasome assembly
Cellular component (GO): cytosol; nucleus
Source: RefSeq, a predicted model, not a curated record
UUAGAACAGGCAACUAGUUGGACGGACUCUCAGGAUCUCCGCGCCGAGGGUCACGAAGGACCGCUCCUCCCUGCCCUCCCGGUCUUGUCCCUGUCGCGUCGCGCGGAGUUCUAGGGAUUCGGCGUGUCUGGAUUGUGUGUUUUGCUCUUCGUGGCCUCGCUAGUAGCAUCCCAGCUAAUCCCCCCCCACCUCCGACCCACUUUUCUGCGAAUAUGUUUGUACCCUGCGGCGACUCGGCCCCCAACCUCAAGGGGUUCACGCUCCUGAUGCCAGCAGUAUCUGUUGGAAAUGUUGGUCAACUUGCAAUAGAUCUGAUUAUUUCUACACUGGACAUGUGUAAGAUUGGUUACUUCUAUACUGAUUGCCUUGUACCAAUGGUUGGAAAUGACCCAUAUGCCACUGCAGAAGAAAAUUCAACAGAGCUCAGUAUAAAUGCUGAAGUAUAUUCAUUACCUUCAAAGAAGCUGGUGGUCCUUCAGAUAAGAUCUAUUUUUAUUAAGUUUAAAUCAAAGUCAUUUUGUGAAAAGCUGCUUUCCUGGGUGAAAAAUAGUGACUUUGCCAAAGUCAUUGUUCUUUCAAGCAGUCAUUCAUCUCACUGUGAUGAUCUACAGCUUGGUGGUACUCCCUUUAGGUACCUAUAUACACCUUCUAUGCAAAAAAAUGUUCAAAAUAAAAUCAAGAGCCUUAACUGGAGAGAAAUGGAAUCAAGCCCAUGCAUUCCUGAGAUAGAGGAUUCUGAACCUUGUAUCCGUAUCCCUGGAGGGGGCAUCACAAAGACACUCUAUGAUGAAAGCUGUUCUAAAGAAAUCCCUAUGGUGAUCCUGCUAAAAUUUGUUUCAGAAGGUGACAAUAUCCCCGAUGCAUUAGAUCUUGUUGAAUAUCUUAAUGAGUGGCUUUACAUAAUCAAACGAUCUUGUGAAGAUAACCACACACGAUCUGCCUUGCGUUGGAAAAUACCCAGUUCCUGGAGGUUACUAUUUGGCAGUGGCCUACCUCCUGCACUUUUUUGAUCUUUUUUUUACCAUAUGUCCCAAAAUGCUUAUUCCCAACAUAACUGGUAAACAAGUCAUACUGUAUGAGGCUGCACUGGGGGGGAGACUUUACUUUUCUUAGGAAAUAUAAAAGUGAAAUAACAAAAUAGAUUUCAUCAAUGGAAAACUCAGUUUCUUUUGCCAUAUUUUUAUCAUGUAAAAUAAAUGUAAAUUUUGUAUAAUAAAAUAUCUCCUUAGUAA